AUAAAUAAAUUUGUAGAACUUAUAUUGAAAACACUUCUAUUAUAUAAAAUUAAUUUCUGUAUUGGCUUUUGUGGAAGUUGAAACUUGAGUGGAACACGUUUUGCCACAUUCACCUAUUUCCUUAUAGAGACCUCUGUUCUUAAAACCAGACUGAAAUACUUUACCAGCAUGAGGAUAUGCUAAGUUAUGAUAUGAUAUGGCCACCCUUCCUGCUUUUUCACUUCACGGCUCAUCAUUUCCCAUUACGAUCACAACUGUAAGAAACUACAUUCCCAGACAAGCUAUCAAAACUUCUUCAAUCCACUUCAAAACAACCCAUUCCAUAAUUAAUGCAAAUUAUGUAGUUAGGACAAAAUGGACUCUGUGGAGAAAACACAGAAGAAGAGUAAGGAGCGUUAGCGGUAACGUAUGCAAAGCUCAGAUGGAAGAUAAUAAGCUCUCUGAGGUGGAUAUGAGAAACAAGAAGGCACUACAAGCAGCUUUGUGGACGAUGGAAGGAGUUUACAUAUGUUGGUUGUUCCUCCUGCCUUAUGCUCCGGGUGAUCCAGUGUGGGCAAUCAAACCAGAAACAAUCAAAACUCUAUUGGAUCUUUCGCUCAACUUCUUUUUUGUUGAUCCGUUGGCCAACUUAGCAGGCAUUCAUUUAUUGGAGGCUCCUGUGGUUCAUCCCACUGUUGAGGCUUUAUUCAAUUUUGUCAUUGGUUGGACGUUGAUGUUUGCUCCACUGCUUUUUACCGAUCGCAAGAGGGAUAGAUAUGGAGGAUCUCUUGAGGCUCUAUGGGUUGUUCAGAUGUUCCUGACAAACACUUUGUUACUACCCUACAUGGCAAUCCGUCUCAGUGAAAGAAGCAGCAAUUCUUUAUCAAAUUCAGAGAAGACCAAGUCUGGUUUCCAAUCAGUAAUGAUAUCAGGUGCUCGCAUCAUAGGAAUUGUAGGUGGCUUGGUGGGAGUCAUUUCUAUACUUUGGGCGCUGUUUGGUAGAGCCAAUGAUGGAUUUGGCAGCUUGGCAGACCGUUGGGAUUUCUUUCUGAAUUAUCUUGGGACUGAUCGUCCAGGUUAUGCCUUCAUUUGGGAUAUUUGUCUCUAUAGUAUAUUUCAACCCUGGCUAAUAGGUGACAAUCUUGAAAACUUGGAUGAAAGUAAAGCUGAAACUGUUCGCUAUCUCAGAUUUAUUCCAUAUCUGGGUUUAGUCGCAUAUCUUUGGGCUUUGCCUAAGAAUGAGGAUCAAUGAGUAACCAAUUAUCUAUAUUCAAGUUCAGUAGUCUUCUAGGUUUUUUUCAUGUUUAAGAGAACUUUGUACUAGUGCAUAUAAGUAAAAGCCUAAAGGUUAUGUUUUACAACAUAAUGUUUUCUUUUGGCUGUUUACUUUUGGUAAGGAUGAUAUGUCCGAGAUUUGAAGUUCCUUCCCCUGCAGUUUCUAGCAAAUAAAAUUGCUAUUUCAAUUGUGAUGAAAGUUUUUACAGAUUUUCA
Messenger RNA from Cryptomeria japonica (Japanese cedar), 1470 nucleotides. RefSeq lists its product as uncharacterized. The record is from RefSeq and is a predicted model, not a curated record. NCBI's taxonomy places the organism in Eukaryota, Viridiplantae, Streptophyta, Pinopsida, Cupressales, Cupressaceae. The transcript has 5 exons. The coding region runs from base 197 to 1231 and encodes 344 amino acids.